CUUUGCCUUCCUCAUUUUACCUCCCAGCAGAAACGUACCACAGAAAUGGAGGGUCUCAUCCCCAUGGUGUUCAAGGCCUUGAAGAAAAGUAGAGUUCGCCGGCAAUACAGCCAUCUCUCCUCCGGGGUUGCUCAGAGUUACAACAUAGCCGACUUCUACACCAGUGAACAGAGUCCUGUAUACAUGAUGCCUUCAACCGAAAAGAUUGGUGGUUUGCAUAUUGAGAGCAACGGUACUCACCACCGGCGACACAAGUCUGUCGGAGCCUAUGCUGUCGGGUUCUCCUCGGCUGAAGAUAAGAGAAUGGAACCUCCCCCCAAGCAACUUGUCCGGUUCAGGAGCCACAGACUGUUCUCAUGCGUCUCUGGUGCCUAGAAAUGCAUCGAUCCCCCCUUAAUUGGUACCCAUGUUAUAAAUAUUCCAUUUUUCUUCUUCUUCUUCUUCUUCUUCUGCAUGCUUUGGUAAGGUAAGAUAGAUUUGUUUGUUCAAUCCCCUGCAAUUAGAGGGAGGUAGAGAAAGAGACAGAAAAUGGAAGUCUCAAGACUAAAUGCAAACUACUUUUAUAUAUAAUAUGCAACUUUAUCAUGUUCA
This is a messenger RNA of Alnus glutinosa, 591 nucleotides long. RefSeq lists its product as uncharacterized. Bases 46 to 375 code for a protein of 109 amino acids. NCBI's taxonomy places the organism in Eukaryota, Viridiplantae, Streptophyta, Magnoliopsida, Fagales, Betulaceae. The transcript has a single exon. The record is from RefSeq and is a predicted model, not a curated record.